AUACUCGUAGAGUACGUUGGAGAGCUCAUUGCCGAGGCGACGGUUGAUAGCCGCGACGACGUGGCAACCCACCGCGGCCGCGGGUACGUGUUUGGGAUGAACGCUGAAUACUCGGUGGACGCUUCGUACGCGGGAAAUGCAGCGAGGUUUAUCAAUCACGCCCCAAAAUCGAAAGCGAACUGUGUAGCGCAAGUGAAACUGGUCAACGGAGACCAUCGCAUCGGCAUAUACGCC
This is a messenger RNA of Punctularia strigosozonata HHB-11173 SS5, 234 nucleotides long. RefSeq names its product SET domain-containing protein. Gene Ontology annotation, molecular function: protein binding; histone methyltransferase activity. The record is from RefSeq and is a predicted model, not a curated record. The annotation marks the transcript as partial. The transcript is spliced from 3 exons. Lineage: Eukaryota; Fungi; Basidiomycota; Agaricomycetes; Corticiales; Punctulariaceae. Gene Ontology annotation, biological process: chromatin remodeling.